AUUACUAUUUGCACAUAUUCUGUAAUCGUUCCAUCGUGACACAUGUAUGUAUUUAAAACCCGUUCUCAAACUGACAAAUAAUUAAAGCUAAUUUUUACUUCUUCAAAAACAUGAUAGCAAUCGCUAGAUGUCCCCAUAUGACCGUCCAAUCUGCCAAGUCCUCCAGUAUCCCAGCAGGCCACAAUAACCGGAAAGUACAUUGAGGGUAAAGCGCGGAUUCGGAAAAAACAGUUUUGAGAAGGAAGCUAACAUUUUAGUGCUGUUUAACUAUAUGCAUAACGGAUUAAUUACCUUUCAGAUCGCUGUAAAUGUGUAUACGUUACUAAGCGUGUGAGUUUAAAUCGCCGAAUAGUAUGUUUUUAUUUUCUUUCACGUUACCAUGACUUCGUAGCCACAGUCACACUGGCCUGCACGCGGGCGUUCGUGCCUUUCAAAGCUAGCUAACAGCUAGCGAACAGUCAGUUAGAUUACGUUUGACUAACUAGAAACUUGGUUGUUGCUUAAAAAUGUCAGGCUUUAAUUUCGGAUCCGGGUCUAUCGGUUCCACCAACGCUGGCGGAGGGUUUUCGUUUGGAGCCGCUGCCAGUACCCCAGCUGCAGCAGGUACAGGUGGGUUUACUCUGGGUGGAGCUCUGGGUGCUACAGCCCCAGCCUCCACCACCACCACCUCUUCUCUGGGCCUGGGCGGGUCACUAUUCUCACAAAAACCUACUGGGGGGUUCUCCUUUAACACUCCUGCCUCAGGUGCCCCAGCAGCCUCUACAGCCCCUACCACGGGCUUCAGUAUGACCUUCAAUAAACCCUCUGCCUCGGCCCAACCCUUCUCCCUCACUGCAGCCUCCUCAGCCCCCACAGGGGCAGGACUGACACUAGGCUCAGUCCUCACCUCCACUGCGCCACAGCAAGGAGCCACAGGAUUCUCUCUCAACCUAGGGGGUGUGGCCGCAAGUACAGCCCCAUCCACAGGUCUAUCGCUGGGUUCCAGUAUGUUCUCUAACAUGGCUACUACUGGUCUGAGUCAGUCCACUCUUGGAGGACUGGGGUUUGCGUUAGGUUUGUAUGGGUGUCAGACUAACAUUUGCAUGGUUGUGUUUGUGAGUGUCCGUGUGUUUAUUUUGUUAAUAUUUUCAGGUUUGGGCCAGACCACUCUCGGAUCAGGGGGGUUGACGUUAGGUUCCCUGGCCUCUACUUCCACGGCGGUGUCAGCGGCCCCCAGCCUUGGACUGGGAGGAGUUGACUUCAGCACCUCCUCAGAGAAGAAAAGCGACAAAUCAUCAGGGGCCAGCCCACAAGACAGUAAAGCUUUGAAAGAUGAAAAUUUGCCUCCAGUCAUCUGUCAGGAUGUAGACAACUUCCAGAAGUUUGUGAAGGAGCAGAAGCAGGUUCACGAAGAGAUCAGCAGGAUGUCAUCUAAAGCCAUGCUGAAGGUUCAGGACGACAUCAAGAGUCUCAAACAGCUGCUGUCUGUCAGCGCUUCGGGACUACAGAGAAACGCCCUGGCUAUAGACAAACUGAAGAUGGAGACUGCGCAGGAGUUGAAGAAUGCAGACAUAGCUCUGCGGACUCAGAAGACUCCCCCUGGACUUCAGCACGACAACACAGCUCCCUAUGAUUAUUUCCGGUGUUUAGUGGAACAGUUUGAGGUUCAGUUGCAGCAGUACAGACAGCAGAUAGAGGAACUGGAGAAUCACCUUACUACACAGGGCAGUGGAUCACACAUCACACCACAGGAUCUGUCACUGGCCAUGCAGAAGUUGUACCAGACGUUUGUGGCUCUGGCUGCUCAGCUCCAGUCAGUACACGAGAACGUCAAGACCCUGAAGCAGCAGUACCUGGGAUACCGCCGGGCCUUCCUGGAGGACUCCACGGACGUCUUCGAGUCCAAGCGGGUGGCCAGUAAGAAGUGGCAGAGUGCCCCACGCAUCACCACUGGCCCCGCCCCCUUCAGCAGCAUCCCCAAUGCGGCGGCGGUCGCCAUGGCAGCCACGCUGAGCCAGCAGCAGCAGCCCGGCCCAGGGAGCCAGGUGUCCCUGGGGUCUGGCUUGGGAAACCCCUUUGCCUUGGGAGUGGGCUCUAGCUUGGGCACCUCAGGUCUCGGAGUGUUUGGUGGGGGUCCAGGUUUCGGGGGGGUAGCGACGGGGGGCUCCUCAUUUGGUUUCUCCUCUGCCAGCAAGCCCUCGGGAGGGAGCCUGAGUGCAGGUUUUGGAAGCAACAGUAGUUCAGGGUUUAACUUCAGUAGCCCCGGCCUCAACGCGUCUGCAGGCCUGACGUUUGGCGUGUCCAACCCUCCCGCCGCGGGCUUCGGCACUGGAGGGCCACUGCUGCAGCUCAAGAAGCCCCCGGUGGGAAACAAGAGGGGCAAGAGAUAGAGGGGCAAUGGGAACGGUUAGGAUUUGGGGAGGGUAAGCUGAUGCUAGAUCUGUGACUUCCAGAACUGUCCAAGGUUGUUUAAUGGGUCACAGUCCAUGUAGGUGGAUUUGGGAGGGUACGUUUAUUCUAGACCUGUGCCUAAGGGUGACUUCUAGAGCUGUCCAGGGGAGGUCGGGGUGUAACAGUCUGUCCCAGAUCUUUAUUUUUAUACCUGAAGGGGAGCAGAGGGUUUGAGGGAGGGGGUUAUGCAGGACCAGGGUGGAGGGAAUGAGGAGAGGGAGUCCUCGAGCAUAAAAAAAGAUCAGCACAUUUGGAUAAGGUUCAUAACCUGUGUUUUGUUCUUUUUAAAUGUCCUCAUUAUUGUUUCAUCAUGAUUGCUUAGUUUUUGUAGAGUUUUAAUUUUAUACUCUUUGUAAGUGUUUGUUGUGUGUGUAAGGAUGCAUGCAAGGGAGAGAACUGGCUGUGCUGAAUGUCCCACACAGCCUCAAAUUAGGGCACCAGAACACCCCAAACAUGCAAACACAUACGUACAUUUCCUGUCAAGUGUGAAUUUAUGCAGUGUGUGUGUGUCAAUAGACCGUGGUGUUGUUUUAGGGCUGGUGGAUGAUGAGGGUAUUACGGUCUGUGCUUUUCCGUUGUCUAUUCUGAUUCUCUCUGUUACCAAAUAGUGAUGUCAUCCUGUUCUAUUCAUUUGAGUUGAUACGUGUAAACCUGUAUUUUCAAACAUCAGUUUAAUAAUAAAAUUCCUGAUGUUGAUGAUUUUCCUUUGUA
Oncorhynchus gorbuscha (pink salmon) is the source of this 3141-nucleotide messenger RNA. RefSeq names its product nucleoporin p58/p45-like. The record is from RefSeq and is a predicted model, not a curated record. The transcript has 13 exons. NCBI's taxonomy places the organism in Eukaryota, Metazoa, Chordata, Actinopteri, Salmoniformes, Salmonidae. Gene Ontology annotation, cellular component: nuclear pore. The coding region runs from base 507 to 2369 and encodes 620 amino acids. Gene Ontology annotation, molecular function: structural constituent of nuclear pore. Gene Ontology annotation, biological process: nucleocytoplasmic transport.